CGGUAGUUCUCGGCGCCUGAUGGUUACCGUGAUCAGGAUUGCGUUGUCUAAUUCAGUUUUUUCAAUUUUUUAUUAACGAGUUAGUAUCGUCAUCAGUCCCUACCACGGAGUCCCGCGGUUGGUCACGGUCGCAAAAUAACAUUUAUCGUUCGCGAGCAACCCAUAAGCGGGACAGCGCUUUCCUGACGUCAUAGAUUUCUUAACGCGUAGAGGUGGGGAUAUACGUUUUCAGGCGUAUUUCUCAAACAUUUAUUCCAAGUGGAAAUCAACCUGUACCUCCGCGGCGUUGACAUACGUCGUUCACACACAGGAUCUUCUCUUCUAUCGUCCGAAGGUUUGCUUCUUUGACGGAGGUGAAAUAUAUAAAUUAUGGCUUCUUCGCCGGUGACGGAGUUUUACCGGGGCAAAACAGUGUUUAUCACCGGUGGUACGGGAUUUCUCGGUAUCUGUCUCAUCGAAAAAUUGCUGAGGGCCUGUCCGGACAUCAAAAAUAUUUACCUUCUCCUCAGACCGAAAAAGGGAAAGAAAAUUGAGGAGAGGUUAGAGGAAUUAACCAAAGAUCCGGUUUUUGAGACCCUCAAAGAAAAAGGUAGCUCUGAUGCGCUUCAAAAAUUAAUCGGAGUCGCCGGUGAUGUUGGCGAAGAAGGAUUGGGGUUGAGCGCAGCUGAUCGACAGACUCUGAUCAACAAUGUUCAAAUUGUCGUUCAUUCUGCAGCUACAUUGGACUUUGAAGCUACUAUGAGACCCACAGUUAACAUCAAUUUGCUAGGAACACGCAGAGUCGUACAACUAUGUAAAGAAAUCAGAGGUUUCGAGGGACUUGUGCACGUGUCCAGCGCAUAUGUAAAUUCUACGCUUAGUGAACCGACUGAAAAAGUUUAUCCCCCACCUGCAGAAGUUGAUAAGAUUUUGAAGAUGGUCAAGGAAUUAGACGAUAAGGAAUUGGACAAUGCGACACCUGGAAUUUUGGGAAACCAUCCCAAUACCUAUACAUUCACGAAACAUUUAGCUGAGCACGAAGUCCUCAAUAGUUCAUUACCUGCGGCUAUCGUCAGACCAUCUAUGAUAACUGCGGCAUGGAAGGAGCCCGUUCCUGGAUGGACAAUCUCUAAGAAUGGACCGCAAGGUUUUAUAAUGGGAGCUAGCACUGGAGUACUGAGACGACUACCAGUAGCCUCGUCUCUGAUUUACGACUACAUUCCUGUUGACAUAGUCGUCAACAAUCUUAUUGUUGCUGGAUACAAUAUCACGCAUGACCGUGAGCCAGGCGUGAAAGUUUAUCAUUGUACGUCGAGUACCUGCAAUCCUUUCAAGUGGGAGAGCAUUGAAACAAAAAUUAACGAGUAUCUGCACACUUACCCCUUACAAAGAGCUGUUUGGUACCCGCACAUCAAGCUUCUGCCUUCGCUGUUGUUGUAUAGAAUCUCCGCCAUUUUCGUUCACAUGAUUCCAGCAUACAUUCUCGAUACAGUCACUCGCGUAUCUGGGGGAAGACCAAUCUUGGUGCGUUUACACACAAAUGUGAAUAGAUCCUUGGGUCGCCUUGAAAAAUUCAUAUUCACCGAAUGGAAAUUCAGCAAUCCCCGUACGCUUGCUCUCCACGAAUCGCUGUCGGACGUUGAUAAGGAAAAGUUUUCACUUGACAUCAGACCGUUGAAUUGGCAACUUUACUUCAUUGACUUUGUCCAGGGAGUCAGGCGAUAUCUCAGCAAAGAAAAUCCAAAGAAUUUGGAUAAGGCUCGAUCAAAGGAUAAGAUACUGAUGAUCGCGCACUUGGCUCUGCAAGCUGGAUUAUUGGGUCUGACUUGGUGGAUAGUGAAACUCUUGCUGGCCACAACGUGGACAAGAACUGGAUGGGUUGUGCCUUUAGCGUACAUGAUUUUUGGUUUAUUGUAGACAGCGGACAUGUGUAACAAUGAUUUGAUGACAUCAAUGGAUAACCCCAUCGAAAUCGAGGAAUUUUCACAUUACGAGAUUAGAAAUUAUCCAGUAGAGUGCAGAGUUGGAUUAUUAGUUCCGCAACUGGUGAUUGAACCUUACUGGCAUUUAAUUAAAUUAUAGUAUUAUAGUAUAACAAUAUAUACAAGUUAUCCAGAAUGAAGACGGAUAUAUGCCGACGAAUAUUUUAAAUAUUUAAAAAUAUUUUCGUACCCAUAAAGUCUUUGAGGAGAGAUCUGUUAAUUUUAUAGAAAAUAGGCUAAUUACUCUGAUUUGCUUUUAUGGUACUACCUAUGUCAUAGACCAUCUAAAAGUUCAAUCAGUUUGAUAAUUAAAACUCAUCGGAUUACACAUGUGUAAGAUAUUUACUUGGGUUAGUUUUUUGUGGUGUCAAUAAAUGGGUUCUCAAUUUAA
Molecule: messenger RNA, 2352 nt
Organism: Athalia rosae (coleseed sawfly)
Lineage: Eukaryota; Metazoa; Arthropoda; Insecta; Hymenoptera; Athaliidae
Product: putative fatty acyl-CoA reductase CG8306
Exons: 7
Coding region: 370-1896 (508 amino acids)
Biological process (GO): long-chain fatty-acyl-CoA metabolic process
Cellular component (GO): peroxisome
Molecular function (GO): alcohol-forming very long-chain fatty acyl-CoA reductase (NADP+) activity
Source: RefSeq, a predicted model, not a curated record